Anthostomella pinea is the source of this 2724-nucleotide messenger RNA. Lineage: Eukaryota; Fungi; Ascomycota; Sordariomycetes; Xylariales; Xylariaceae. The record is from the annotation of a GenBank genome assembly.
AUGGAGCAACCUGCGAGCCCACUGAACAUUGUGAUAGUUGGUGGCUCCUUGGCCGGCCUGAUGUGCGGGAUUGCUCUGAAGCAUGCAGGCCACACCGUGACUAUUCUUGAGAAAGACGACAACGAACGACAGAGCCAUAUGGCAGGCGUGUGUCUAGGAUUGGACGCCAAGGUCAUCCUUUCUCGCCAUGACCGCAUCAUCCAAGAGCGUCCCACGGUAGAGUUCUCCCACAAGUCGACUAGAGUACAGGCUCUCAAGAACGAUGGGACAUGCCAGGUUUACGUCAAUGGGCGUCGCGACAUUACCAGCUGGGAUACGUUCUCCUAUUAUCCAUCGCCUCCGAGACCGAGAUCAACGGACGGCACGGUCGCAUACAAGUACCAGCAAGAGGUCUUGGGCCUUGAAAGAGCCGAUGAUGCUCAGAUGGCCUUGACAUUUAUCGAUGGCGAAACCCAGCAAACAUCACGUAUACUGGCAGACUUCGUCAUUGGCGCCGAUGGGCCCGACUCAUUGAUACGGUCGAAGUAUCUGCCCAACGUACAGCGCCGCUACGUAGGAUACGUAGCUUGGCGUGGGACAGUGCCUGAGAGCGAGAUAUCGCCAGCGACGCGCAGCAUAUUCCAACGGAGCGUCACGGUACACAUGAUGGAUCAACAGCACUGUGUCAUGUAUACCAUUCCGGGGUCUAAAGGAGCUCUGGCUCCUGGCGAGAGGCUUCUCAACUUCCUGUGGUACACGAACGAAACCCCACAGGAUUUGGAGCUGAUCAUGACUGGCAUCGAUGGAUAUCGCCACCAUAAUAUUGUUCCGGCUGGACGUGUCCGCCCUGACGUCUGGAAUGCACGCCUCGAUCGGGCCAAAGCUUUGCCCCUAGCCACAGAGUUCCUCGAAGUGAUCAUGAAGAUCCGGCAGCCAUUUAUCCAGCGAAUCACGGAAUUCUGUUCACCCAGCACGGUGUUUGAAGACGAGCACUACCUCGACAUCCGCACCGACUACCUCUCAGCAAGAGCCCCAAUCCAAUACCUCGCAAUUAGCCCCAUAGCAUCCGACGUUCAGGAGGUUGAUGUGAUUGUAGCCGGAGGCGGUACCGCCGGCUGCAUCGUCGCGGCCAGACUGGCCGACGCAGAUCCUGACCUCUCCAUCCUCGUUAUUGAGGAGGGUAGCGACAAUCUGGGAAACCCAAUGAUCUCCCAUCCAGCCUUCUGCUACACCCACGUGUCUCCUGGAGGCCAGACCACUAGGUUCUAUAAAGGUAUUAAGGAACCUAAUGUUGCUGGCAGAGAGAUCAAUGUCCCCUCUGGAGCCAUUCUUGGCGGCGGCUCUGCCACUCAUGGCUGGUCAGCUGAUGACAUGCUUUACUAUCUGAAGAAGUUUGAAACUUACCAUGGCCUUGGGCAGCAAGCCCAUCAUGGCUACGAUGGCCCAAUCCAUAUAUCAGAUGGUAGGUUCAGGGCCACCAGGUCCACUGAGGACUUUAUCGCAGCCGCCGGCCAGUUAUUAUGGCCAGAAAUCGACGAUUUGCAGAGCAUAGAGACGAAUAAUGGAGUCCAGAGAGCCAUGCCGUACGUCUCACCUCAUAAUGGUAUACGACAAGACGUCGCCAAUAGGUACCUUCGCCCGAGGCUCCAGGACGGCAAGCACCCUAAUCUGUAUGUUCUUAUUGAAACUCAAGUUGUCCGGGUUCUUUUCGACGGACAACGGUCUUCUGGUGUGGUAUGUCGACCGAACCCCCGAGUCCAACCAGAGAAUACGGGUUCUCGCCUCAUAAAGGCCAGGAAGAUGGUGGUCGUUUCCUGUGGCGCCUUCGGAACACCACUGCUGUUAGAAAGAUCGGGCAUUGGCAAACCAGGAAUCCUCAAUCGGGCCGACGUGCCGCUCGUUACAGAUCUGCCGGGCGUGGGUGAGCAAUACCAGGAUCACCAUCUGCUUCUUUACCCGUACAAGACGAACCUUGACCCCGGGGAGACACUCGACGCGCUGGCCGGCGGCCGGGUUGACCCCGGAGAAUUAAUGAAGAACAACGACAGGAUUCUGAGCUGGAACGCGCAGGACAUCACCUGCAAGAUCCGCCCCAGCGCGGCUGACGUCGCUUCUCUAGGGCCUGAUUUCAAGACAGCCUGGGAUCGGGACUUCAAGGACGUCCUGAGUAGACCGCUGGUCCUACUAGCCUUGCUCAAUGUCUUUCCAGGAGAUCCAACUUCCGUCUCAGCCGGACAAUACAUCGCCGUAUCCACAUUUACUGUCUAUCCUUACUCGCGUGGUCAUAUCCACAUAAGCGGCCCCUUGCUGGAGGACGAGCCAGAGUUCGCCAGCGGCUUUUUUUCAGAUGUCGCAGGGCUGGACAUCAAAAAGCACGUAUGGGCCUACAAGGCCCAGCGCGAGAUAAUCCGACGCAUGAACUGCUACCGGGGCGAAGACGACGCUAACCCAGCUUCCCCCACGCGUCCCAUCACUUACACGGCCGAAGACGACGCCGUGCUGGAGAAUUGGCUGCGGGAGAACGUCAACACCACGUGGCACUCCCUCGGCACGUGCCGGAUGGCGCGGGCGGAGAUGGGGGUAGUCGACCCGAGACUGGGCGUGUACGGAGUCAGCGGCCUCAAGAUUGCCGACAUGAGCAUCGCGCCGCAGAACGUGGCGGCGAAUACGGCCAGCACUGCGCUGGCCAUCGGCGAGAAGGCGGCUGAUCUCUUCAUACAGGAGCUGGGCCUGGCCAAGCAUUAG